Molecule: messenger RNA, 2081 nt
Organism: Pseudoliparis swirei
Lineage: Eukaryota; Metazoa; Chordata; Actinopteri; Perciformes; Liparidae
Gene: slc39a8
Product: solute carrier family 39 member 8
Exons: 8
Coding region: 403-1785 (460 amino acids)
Biological process (GO): intracellular zinc ion homeostasis; zinc ion import across plasma membrane
Cellular component (GO): membrane
Molecular function (GO): zinc ion transmembrane transporter activity
Source: RefSeq, a predicted model, not a curated record
CGUGAGCGGGUUGCAUACCAAGGGAGAAAGUCGGUCACAAAAGAAAGCUUUGAGUCCCACAGUGCACGCGGUCGGUCCCCUCCAUGUUUUCCCUCGGCGGCUCUGCGGACUGAUCUUUGAACCCGGUCUCUCUCUCUCCGAUAGAUCCCUCUCUCCCUCUCUCCCUCGCUCUCUCUCCGAUCGUCCCGGCGGACCCGCACGGCUCAUCCUGACUGAGCGCGUCUCCCUUGGAUGAUCCCAUCAGGCCAGAAGGCGCCAGCAUGCCGUCUGCUGUGACAUGGACCUGAUCCUGGACCCAGAACAAACUCCACGGAUUUCUUGAUUCAUUUUCUCUCUCUCUCUCUCUGCAGAAGAAGCGGAUGUAUUCCCUGCAAAGAGACAGCGAGACAAAGACAAGCAGCCAUGUGGAAGUUAACGUGUUUCAUUGCGUGCGUUUUAGUUUGUAUUCCCAAGUCUCUGAGUAAAAAGGUGACUGGCGCGGAUGGACAGGUAUUUCUAGAGGACAUUUUAACCUAUUAUGGUCAAAAUCAAUCAAUCUCGAUUGAUAAUCUUGAUAAUUUACUGCUGGUAUUAUCAGACAAAAAAUCUCAGGCAAUAAUUGAGGGAAAUCCACUGGCAUCCCAGGAGUGUCCCUCCGCUGAGCAGAUCUUGUCCCACUUUGGGCUCAGUAAUGUGAGUCAGCUGACUGUGGGACAUCUGGGGAGGAUCUGCCCCGCCGUGUUGACCCAGGUGCUGCUGCCCUCCUGCCCCUACAUCGACUCCAAAGCUCCGCAGCCCCUCGACUACUCUGUGUGGGGUUAUGGGUUUCUGGCGGUCACUGUGAUCAACCUGGCGUCUCUGCUCGGCCUCUUCAUGAUCCCCUUCACCAAGAAGCCUUAUUUCCCCAAAAUGCUGACCUACUUCAUCGGCCUCGCCAUCGGGACGCUCUUCUCCAACGCCGUGCUGCAGCUCAUACCGGAGGCUCUCGGGUUUGAUCCCAAACGGGAUAACUACGUGGCGAAUGCAGUUGGAAUAUUUGGAGGGUUUUAUCUCUUGUUCUUCGUGGAGAAGAUACUGAAAAUGGCUCUCCGGGUUGACGAUGAGCACAACCACAGCCACUUCGCUCCUGCCGAGCGGCCUCAAGAAAACUCCCUGCACAACGGAGACCUGGCGGAGAAAAAGGACGCCCUCGUUUUGACCAACGUCAACACCAUCCCCACCGACAAGAGCAGCCCGGACCCGGACGCGGAGGCAACACCUUCUCAGAACGCCCAGGCGUCGGGCGUGACGUGCCGCUGGCUGCGUGGGAAAGAGAUCUCCAGCAUCAAGACGGUGGCGUGGAUGAUAACGCUGAGCGACGCGCUGCACAACUUCAUCGACGGCCUGGCCAUCGGCGCCUCGUUCACCGUGUCGGUUCUGGCGGGCUUCAGCACGUCCACCGCCAUCGUGUGCGAGGAGUUCCCCCACGAGCUCGGCGACUUCGUGAUCCUGCUGAACGCCGGUAUGACCGUCCCACAAGCCGUGUUCUUCAACAUGCUGUCAUCGGUGUCGUGUUACGUGGGUCUCGUGUUUGGCAUCCUGCUCGGGAGCAACUUUGCCCCCAAUGCAAUCUUUGCCAUCGCGGGAGGAAUGUUCCUGUACAUUGCACUGGCCGACAUGUUUCCAGAGAUGGACAAGAUAUUACAGGAACAGAAGCGGACUUCCACAAAGGUCAUCUUCUUCGUGAUCCAGAAUGCAGGGCUGCUCACUGGCUUCGCCAUCAUCCUGCUGAUCACCGUGUUUGCUGGAGAGAUCCAGCUGGGCUAGAGGGGCGAGAGACUGAGGAACCGCAACUAGAAAGCGAAAUAUAUUUUCUCAUUGAGUUGCUUCUGUUUCUGCUCAUUCAGCUGGGCGGCAACGUGAAUGUAAAGUGAAUGAAUUGUACAAACAAAACCAAAAUGUUUAAAGGAAAGGUAAUGCUUUUUAUCCAUCUUUUGACUAUCGAGUUAAUGGAACGUUUGCACCAUUUUUUUAAAAAAAAGGAAAAUCUUUACAAUCAUUUGAUGUGUGAACUUUAAUCAUGUUGUGUUUUUCAGGAGAAAAUAAAUUAUUUUUUCAGUCUU